This is a messenger RNA of Piliocolobus tephrosceles (Ugandan red Colobus), 1567 nucleotides long. RefSeq names its product GATA binding protein 1 (gene GATA1). NCBI's taxonomy places the organism in Eukaryota, Metazoa, Chordata, Mammalia, Primates, Cercopithecidae. The record is from RefSeq and is a predicted model, not a curated record. Gene Ontology annotation, biological process: cell fate commitment; positive regulation of transcription by RNA polymerase II; negative regulation of transcription by RNA polymerase II. Gene Ontology annotation, cellular component: nucleus. Bases 155 to 1420 code for a protein of 421 amino acids. Gene Ontology annotation, molecular function: DNA-binding transcription factor activity, RNA polymerase II-specific; RNA polymerase II cis-regulatory region sequence-specific DNA binding; zinc ion binding. The transcript has 6 exons.
GCGCCCCCUCCACGAGGAUGGGGGAGGGAAUGGGGUGAGGCCUGGCCUCAGCCUUGGGGUUUCCAGCUCUUGCGGGAGGCAGGGCUCUGGGGCGCCCCACUCCUCACCCUUGGCUUCUCUUCCUGAGCCCUUUGUGCUCUCCAGAAAUGAAGAAAUGGGGCUAACCCCCAGAGGCUCCAUGGAGUUCCCUGGCCUGGGGGCCCUGGGGACCUCAGAGCCCCUCCCCCAGUUUGUGGAUCCUGCUCUGGUAUCCUCCACGCCAGAAUCAGGGGUUUUCUUCCCCUCUGGGCCUGAGGGCUUGGAUGCAGCAGCUUCCUCCACCGCCCCAAGCACAGCCACCGCUGCAGCUGCAGCGCUGGCCUACUACAGGGACGCUGAGGCCUACAGACAUUCCCCAGUCUUUCAGGUGUACCCAUUGCUCAACUGUAUGGAGGGGAUCCCAGGGGGCUCACCAUAUGCCAGCUGGGCCUACGGCAAGACGGGGCUCUACCCUGCCUCAACUGUGUGUCCCACCCGCGAGGACUCCCCUCCCCAGGCCGCGGAAGAUCCAGAUGGAAAAGGCAGCACCAGCUUCCUGGAGACUUUGAAGACAGAGCGGCUGAGUCCAGACCUCUUGACCCUGGGGCCUGCACUGCCUUCAUCACUCCCUGUCCCCAAUAGUGCUUAUGGGGGCCCUGACUUUUCCAGUACCUUCUUUUCUCCCACCGGAAGCCCCCUCAGUUCAGCAGCUUAUUCCUCUCCCAAGCUUCGUGGAACUCUGCCCCUGCCUCCCUGUGAGGCCAGGGAGUGUGUCAACUGCGGAGCAACAGCCACUCCACUGUGGCGGAGGGACAGGACAGGCCACUAUCUAUGCAAUGCCUGCGGCCUCUAUCACAAGAUGAAUGGACAGAAUAGGCCCCUCAUCCGGCCCAAGAAGCGCCUGAUUGUCAGCAAACGGGCAGGUACUCAGUGCACCAACUGCCAGACGACCACCACGACACUGUGGCGGAGAAAUGCCAGCGGGGACCCCGUGUGCAAUGCCUGCGGCCUCUACUACAAGCUACACCAGGUGAACCGGCCACUGACCAUGCGGAAGGAUGGUAUUCAGACUCGAAACCGCAAGGCAUCUGGAAAAGGGAAAAAGAAACGGGGCUCCAGUCUGGGAGGCACAGGAGCAGCCGAAGGACCAGCUGGUGGCUUUAUGGUAGUGGCUGGGGGCAGUGGUAGCGGGAAUUGUGGGGAGGUGGCUUCAGGCCUGACACUGGGCCCCCCAGGUACUGCCCAUCUCUACCAAGGCCUGGGCCCUGUGGUGCUGUCAGGGCCUGUUAGCCACCUCAUGCCUUUCCCUGGAUCCCUGCUGGGCUCACCCACAGGCUCCUUCCCCACAGGCCCCAUGCCCCCCACCACCAGCGCUACUGUGGUGGCUCCACUCAGCUCGUGAGGGCACAGAGCACGGCCUCCAAAGGAGGGGUGGUGUCCUCCUCCUCUUGUAGUCAGCAGUCUGGACAACCCAAGUCUCUGGGCCCUAGGCACCCCAUGGCCUGAACCUUCAAAGCUUUUGUAAAAUAAAACCAUCGAAGUCCUGAAA